Setaria italica (foxtail millet) is the source of this 1111-nucleotide messenger RNA. RefSeq lists its product as uncharacterized. The record is from RefSeq and is a predicted model, not a curated record. NCBI's taxonomy places the organism in Eukaryota, Viridiplantae, Streptophyta, Magnoliopsida, Poales, Poaceae. The coding region runs from base 170 to 754 and encodes 194 amino acids. The transcript has 2 exons.
GUGACGACGGACCAACCCAAGCAUCGCAGGCGCACCCUUAUACUCCCUCCCUCCUUCCCUCCUUUCCCCCUGAACGUACUACUAGUAGUUCGAUUUGCUCUGGAGUCUGGAGCCUGGACCCAACAGAUAGAUAGAUAGAUAGAGAGAGAGAGCUGCGACAGCCGACGGCAUGUUGCUGCUUCGGAGAAGAGCGGCUGCCGCUUUGCUCCUCGUCUUCGCGGCGGCGGCGGCGAUGGAGGAAGCGUCGUCGCUGCCGGUGGUGGAGCCGAUGGAGCUCUACUUCUCGCCCGCGGAGCUGGCGCGCAUCGCGGGGUACGGCGAGGAGCCCGUGUCGUCGGUGUCCGUGUCCGGGCAGGUCGCCUGCGAGCUCUGCCUCCGCCCCGGCUCCGACCUCCUCGCCUUCGAGCUGCCAGGUGCUAAGGUAGCUGUACUCUGCGAAACCGAGUGUCCCAAUGAUCAAGCGGCCAACUCUGCACUUGCAACGACUGACGAAUUCGGCAACUUCACAAUAGAUCUCCCUUCCCAGCUCCACGCCACAGCAAAUCUGGAGAGGGCCUGCACCGUGAAGGUGCUCCAGCUCCCGGCGGACUCCUCAUGCCGCCUCCGCCACCAACCCAGCACAACCUAUGGCCUCAUGCUAGCCUCCCAAGAAGAUGGCGUUCGAGCCUACACCACGGGGGUGAUACGGCUACAAAACAAUGAUACGCCGCAUGGCAAGUGUGUGAGUGUAGAGGAAAGAACUGGAAGAAGAUGAACAAUUGAAGCAGGAAUCAAGCAAUGGCGGCGUGUGAAAUGUGGAGUUCACGUUUGCAUGAACUUUGAAGAGGAAGAAGCUAAAAAUUUGAGGAAGACAAGUUCACUGGCCUCUAGUAUAGCUGAGUUAAGCAUGUAUAUAAAUGGAGGCUGAUAUGUGUGUGUAAAUCUUAGCAACGACAAAUGUGCAGGAAUCAGAGGGUUCAUCUUCAGAAGAGUUCUUGACGAGGAGUGUUCAGUGUACAGUACUAUAGCAACAAGGAAAGCCACGCGUUUGACAAAUACCGCAAAUUACCUACACAACAUGUUGAUUCAUACUACAUUUAUCAAUGGAAGUUGUCAUUUGGUACCGCGAGAA